AUGGCCUCUGCCGGGAAGGUAACUGAGAAGCGGCAUAACCCAGUGGAGAGCAUUUGUAGAAAAAUCAGAGCCAUCCAAAAGAGAGAAGAGGUUUCAAAUCCCGUUCGACAGAUUAUCAAAUACCAAUCUAGCAGUUUUGAUAGUCCGCAGACUAACGCCAAGAAAGAGUUUGAAGAGGUACUGAAGAAAAUGGCGGCUGCUUACAUUCCCACACCCAACACUCACUUCUCAAGUUCUGAGAAAGAUAAUGUCUUCAUUUCAUCUCCUCAAAUAGAGUCUCCAAGAACCUCCUCCAUCUCUCAUCUCAGCUCUCCUGAGAAUGCAACAUACUCUGUUAUCCUCACAAGUUCUGAAAACAUCUCAAGGCCGAGAUCCCAGAAUUAUACAUCUUUGAUAUCACAGAUCAGAAAAGGGGGGCUGUUCUCUAACAAGGAUUUGAAUAACUAUUGCAGUGAAAACAGUUUUAGUACCUUAACACUUGACUUUGAUUUUACCUCUGAUCAAAGCUCUGAACUUUUUACUCCUCAGGAUUCAGUGGUGAAAAAAUUAUCUCUGAAUGAAGAUGGAUGGAAAUUAGGAACCAAUGAUGGCAAGGAACAUGUAAACUAUAGCAUUAACAGGACCUGUGAAGAAGAGUUCUUCACAAGUAUUAUUCAUGCAUGUGAUGCAAAAUGCAGAGGCUCAGUAGGAGUUGCCACAAUAAUAGAUUACCUGAGACAAAGAGCAGGUCAAGAUUCUGAAGAUGGUGUCCUUGAGGAGCUGUGGAACACGCUUGAUCCUGAAAAGAGAGACCUGAAUGUGGAUAUGGAAACUUUCCAUGCCAUCAGGAGAGAAUGGAUGGCCUACCAUAGAAACAAACGGGAAGGAGUGGAUAGUGGAUCAAAUGACAGCAUUGAGGAUUCUGUUUUUGGACAGGACAGCAUAAAAUCAGGCGGAACAACUAAGAUGAUGGCAGAUAUAACAGAGUCUGCAUCAGGGAGCUUCGAGGCUUUAGGUGGAGACAUGUCUAAAGGAGUCUUAGAGGUGUCUGGUUUGAUUACCUAUAUAACAGACCUGCAUUUCAAUAAGCAGAAAUUGGAGGAGGAAAAUAAUAAGUUUAAAUUGGCAUUAGAAACCUUGGAAGAAGCUAACAGCCAGUUAUCAGAGGAUUGUACUGAGUUGCGCCUUCAGAUAAAAAGUGCCCGCCAGGCUAUUAUGAGAACAAAUCUGUUAAAAGAAGAACUGGAGGAACUGAAAAUUAGUAUGGAUGCUUCAGAAGAGCAGAAGACCAUGAUUGUAGCCCAGAACAAACAAUUAAAGACAGAAAACCGGGCCCUGAUUCUUAAGAUUCGGAUUCUCCAAGAAGAGAAUACUAAGAACAUUAUGGAUAUAUAUAAAUUGGAAAAGAAGAUAGAGGAAUUGUCUAAAACUGAGACAGAGCACCAAAUGCAGUUACACACUUACGAGAACAGUUUACUUAGUAAAGAUGCGAGUCUGAGGAAGAAGGAUUUAAGUAUAGAAGAACUUAAGUCAACCAUCAUUGAAUAUGGAAGCAUUAUAGAGAAUUUACGAGGGGAUAAAAACAAACUGGCUCUUGAGUUACAGCACUUGCAACAGGAACUCAUCAUAAAUGGGAUCCAGUUGAACGUUAGUGGGGAGCGUAAUAGUAUCAUCUCUGAAGGAGAAAAGUCUUUACAUUGUGAACUCAUUCUUGCUCAGUCUGCAGAGGACAGUGAAACUGAGUGGCAGUACAGUUUAAUCAACUUGUCCCCUCUCGACAUGAUGAUGGACCAAGAAAUGCUACUAUUACUGAGAGAACUAGAACAAAAGGGAGUGAAAUUCACAGCUAUGCUUCAGAAACUGCAUGGAGAAGUUUCUGAAGUUGAAACCCUUGUUGAUAGCUCUCUAGAGUGGGUAACUAAUCCAGAAAUUACUGUGAAACAGAAGUGGGAGAACAAGCUUACUGAAUUCAAAUAUAUCAUGGAAGAGAAGCUAAAUCUGUGCAUAUUAGUGCUGAACAGCUUGGGAAACCACAAAGAAUCUCUUGAUAAAGAGUGUGUCAAAUUGAUAGAGAUUUUGAAGAGAUUCAGGCUGGAGUAUUUAUAUUUCAGAAAAGGAUUUCUUUCCAGGCAGAAACAACUAGAAGCCAUUAAACAACUGCGAGAAGAUGCUGUCAACCAGGAAGCCCAUCUCAGGGAGAAGGUCCAAGAAGCCAGCCAACGGUUGGAGGACACAGAGGAGCAGGUUGAGGAUCGAGAUCGGGCAGCCCACGGUGCCAGUGAAAAAGCCAAGUCUCUGCCGCAUAAAUUAGAGGAAGCAAUUUUGGAACAACGGAAUCUGCAGGCUAUAAAUACUGAGUUAGUGAACAGUUGCCAGAUACUUGAGCAGAAGACAAGGAAACUGAAAACAACAAUUGAAUCACCAAGAAAGAAGUUAAUUAAAGGACAACUCCAUGGCUUGCUGUUUCAGAGCUGUUUAGAUGAGCAAUUUCCUCACUAUGAUCGCUUGUCCUGCUCAGAUAGAUUUCAACAACCUCUUCAAGAACAACUGAAGCAGUGUUACCAUAAACGAUAUAGCGGUCAAGAAGCAAGAAUACAUCAGACACCCCUGACCUUCAAACAUACGUGCUGGUACACGCCUCUGCUGGAUGCCUUGCAUCUGGAUAGUCUUACAGCAAUUCCAAGACUGGAAUUGACACCUUUCUCAUAUGUAGCCAACGGAAUCCAUGCUUCAUGUGAAAGGCUCAAAUAUGGAGAAAUAGAUGAUGGUGCUUUGGAUGUGACUAGAAGACACAAGUGCCCAGGCCCUGUAGCUGGCCCCCUUCCAGGAACAGAUCUUUCAGGUUGCCUCAGGAUGAAUGAUGACCUAAGUAUGGAAGAGAAUGAUGUUGAACGCUCGUAUUCUGAGAGCCCGCCACAGUCCAGAGAAUAUUCCACACUACCGUCUCCUGGACAUACUUCAUCCACAGAGAGUACUGUAACUUCAAGUGAUUCUGGAUCAGAAAUUUUGAAUAUGGCUUCUGGUGACCUUGAUCGUAAAUAACUUUGUGAAAAAGAGGAGAAUACCAGAUCAGCUUCCUCUAUGAUAAAGAUCAAGGGCAAUAGUCCAGCUCCUGAGAAUAUUGCACUCCAGGGCUCUGCGAGUGAGGACAAAACCAUGUUAAAUCUGGAAGCCAAAGAGGAACCAGAAACAAUGGAUAAGCACAAAAAAGAAUGUGCUGCAGGAGACACUGCUAUUUCCUCUCUUCCUGUAACCAAUGUGAAAUCAGUUAACUUUAGACAAAGUGACAGCACUUCUGCUAAUGAGAAGGAGGUGGAGGCUGAAUUUCUCAGAUUAUCUUUGGGAUUUAAGUGCGACUUGUUCACCUUGGAGAAAAGAGUGAGGCUUGAAGAAAGAUCCCGUGACUUGGCUGAAGAAAACUUGAAGAAAGAAAUCACUAACUGUUUAAAACUGUUAGAGUCUUUAACACCUCUUUGUGAAGAUGACAACCAGGCCCAGGAAAUCAUUAAGAAGCUGGAGAAGACUAUAACAUUCCUUAGCCAGUGCACGGCACGAGUGGCCAGUAGGGCUGAGAUGCUGGGGGCCAUUAAUCAGGAAAGCCGGGUUAGUAAAGCAGUUGAAGUGAUGAUUCAGCACGUAGAAAACCUGAAGAGAAUGUAUGCCAAAGAGCAUGCUGAAUUAGAAGAACUGAAACAGGUUCUUUUGCAAAAUGAAAGGUCUUUUAACCCUCUUGAAGAUGAAGAUGACUGCCAAAUUAAAAAACGUUCAGCUUCUCUAAACUCCAAGCCAUCUUCUCUUCGAAGAGUGACCAUUGCCUCUCUGCCCAGAAAUAUUGGAAAUGCAGGAAUGAUGGCUGGGAUAGAAAAUAAUGACCGAUUCAGUAGGAGGUCAAGCAGUUGGCGUAUUUUGGGGUCAAAGCAGAGUGAACACCGUCCCUCAUUACAUCGAUUUAUUAGCACCUAUUCCUGGGCAGAUGCUGAAGAAGAAAAAUGUGAACUAAAAACUAAAGAUGACUCAGAAACACCUGGAGAAGAAAUAGUAGAAAGGACAAGAAAGCCAAGUCUUUCUGAAAAGAGAAAUAAUCCACCAAAGUGGGAUGUCUCUUCAGUUUAUGACACAAUAGCUUCCUGGACAACAAAUCUCAAGACUUCCAUCAGAAAGGCUAAUAAGACACUCUGGCUUUCUGUUGCAUUCUUUGUACUGUUUGCAGCUUUGAUGAGCUUCCUCACAGGUCUGUUUUUCCAAAAGUCAGUGGAUGCCGCUCCCACACAGGAUGGGGACUCCUGGAUGUCUCUAGAACAUAUCUUGUGGCCAUUUGCCAGACUCCAACACAAUGGGCCACCACCAGUGUGACUGCAGCACAUCCUAAUGUGUGUAUCUUGCCUUUAAAGUUUCAGUAUCUGAACUUUGUAAAUUAGUAACUUUUAGCUGGAAA
Messenger RNA from Diceros bicornis minor, 4414 nucleotides. RefSeq names its product inositol 1,4,5-triphosphate receptor associated 2 (gene IRAG2). Gene Ontology annotation, cellular component: endoplasmic reticulum membrane. The record is from RefSeq and is a predicted model, not a curated record. The transcript has 39 exons. Lineage: Eukaryota; Metazoa; Chordata; Mammalia; Perissodactyla; Rhinocerotidae.